AUGUCCGGAGCUCCCGCCGGAACGUCGCCAGAGACCAGACGCGCUCUCCGGGAUCCAAUCGAUCACUCCGUCGUCGUCUUCUCCGUCGAGCUUGCGAGAAUCAGCGGUGGCGUAGGAGAGUACGGCGCGAGAGGAGGGGACGAAGCUGCCGAAACCCUAACCGGCAAUCAGAAAAGAUCGGAGGUUCCGUAUUUCCGCGGCGAUCCGGCCAUUUCCCGGCGGCCUCUACUCCGGUGGCGGAUCGAUGGGAAGCACCAUGGUCUGGAGCUCCAGGAGACGGGAAGGAAGAAAGAAUCCAACAGGAACAGAUGCUACGUGCAAGCACAAGUUCGUGAAUUGCACCGACCGUCGAGACCGUGGCAUGCCAACGUCGAUACAUUUAUAGUUUUCCGAUCCCUGACUCCGCUCCUGGCUGCCACUGCCGAUACCUCCUUCAGAAAGCAGCCUUGUCCUUCGAAGCUCACAUUCUUAUCACUUGUCAUUAUGUUGAGCGGUGCGGUUGGUUACGUGAUCGCUGAUUCGGCGUUCACCUCAUGGGCUGUUGCUUAUUUGGUUACCAUCACGAUAGAGAUGGUUUACAUAAAGCGCAUGGUAGGCUUUGUUCUCUACAAUAAUUUCCUCUCCUUGUUGAUGGCCCUGGUGUUCUGGGUCGUGACAAGGGGGUAUGUGGAUGUUUUCACUGCUGCUGGGUCGAGUUCUGGGAGUUGGCUAAGGUUGGAUGCUUUUAUUGCAGUGACUUUGUCUUGUGUUUUUGGAUUUCUAAUCAGUUUCUAAAGUUUUGCGGCGAGGAGAGCAAUCUCGGCCACAGCUGCAUUUACAGCGACUGGUGUUGUCGCCAAGUUUCUUGCUGUUGUCAUCGAUGUGUUGAUCUGGGAUAAGCACGCAAGCUCAAUUGGUCUGGUUUGCUUGCUUCCAACUCUUGUGGGUGGAGUUCUUUAUCAACAAUCGGUUGCUAACAAGCCAGCACCUUCCAUCAGAGCGUGCGUCGAUCUGCAGCGUCUAAACUGGCAAAUAUAUAGUGGGGUUGAAGAUGAUGGCGCUUCAGAAUUUCUCAUAAAGGAUGGUGAUUCUGAAGACGAGAACCAAGAUAUAUUUUUAGCUGUCUGGUAA
Messenger RNA from Phoenix dactylifera (date palm), 1110 nucleotides. RefSeq names its product GDP-fucose transporter 1. The record is from RefSeq and is a predicted model, not a curated record. Lineage: Eukaryota; Viridiplantae; Streptophyta; Magnoliopsida; Arecales; Arecaceae.